Messenger RNA from Chilo suppressalis (striped riceborer), 2673 nucleotides. The record is from the annotation of a GenBank genome assembly. NCBI's taxonomy places the organism in Eukaryota, Metazoa, Arthropoda, Insecta, Lepidoptera, Crambidae.
CAGUCGCCGCCGCUCGCCGCAUCCGCACGUCCCGCGAGUGCUCCAGUGCCCUACCUAACGCUGACACUCCGACCUUCAAUCCGUGGGAACGAGACGUCUAUAUCAGGUGGUGCGGCAUAGGAUGUGAGAUAUUGCGCCCGCGCACGCCACGCAUGCGCCGCGCGCGGACAUGGAGUCCCGGAGAUAGUGCCAGGUGGUGAUUGUGGGAGUGGGCGUAGCGGCGGUAUGCGCGUGGUGUUGGCGGCGCUCACGGCGCUAGCGGCGCGCGCGCUGGCCGGGCCGCACGAGCACCGAGCGCGCCACCACGCGCCCGACCACCCCCUCCACUUCCCCGCGCCCGCGAACCCCGCGCAGCCUUAUCGAGGCCAUGGCGAGGCCGUCCGCUACAACCCCGAGCUCGACACCAUCCUGCCCCGCGUCGAGGACCACGAGACCUCCUCCAAGCGAGCCAAGCUAGACGACGCAGAGACCUCGUCCAAACGAGAUGAUGACCGCUUCUAUUCCAAUCAUGAACGAAUCGACGACGAAGGCUUCCUCGCCGACGAGCCCCAGCUAGGACCGGAGGACGAUGACCCACUAAUCGUACGCACUAGAAAGGGAAGGGUCAGAGGUAUCACGCUCACCGCCGCCACGGGCAAGAAAGUAGACGCCUGGUUCGGCAUACCAUAUGCGCAGAAACCGAUCGGGGAUCUGCGAUUUAGACACCCGAGACCAGCCGAAAGCUGGGGUGAAGAAAUACUCAAUACGACGACACUGCCUCACUCAUGCGUCCAAAUUAUAGAUACGGUGUUCGGGGAUUUUCCUGGUGCGAUGAUGUGGAAUCCCAAUACAGACAUGCAGGAAGACUGUUUGUAUAUAAACAUUGUGUCACCUAGACCGAGGCCUAAAAAUGCGGCCGUCAUGUUGUGGGUGUUCGGAGGAGGUUUUUACUCUGGUACUGCCACGUUGGAUGUAUAUGAUCCGAAAAUAAUGGUUUCCGAGGAGAAAAUUGUGUACGUGUCCAUGCAGUACCGUGUCGCCUCUUUGGGUUUUCUUUUCUUUGACACCCCUGAUGUACCUGGGAAUGCCGGUAUGUUUGAUCAGCUUAUGGCAUUACAGUGGGUCAAAGAUAACAUAGCAUAUUUUGGUGGUAAUCCACAUAAUGUAACCUUGUUUGGUGAGUCAGCGGGAGCGGUUUCAGUUUCAUUACAUUUACUUUCACCUCUUUCAAGAAACUUGUUUUCUCAAGCGAUUAUGCAAUCAGGGGCUGCCACAGCACCUUGGGCGAUAAUAUCCAGGGAGGAAAGCAUUUUACGAGGCACACGUCUAGCAGAAGCUGUUCACUGUCCUCAUUCAUUAAAAGAUAUGGGCCCAAUGAUUGAAUGUUUAAGGAAGAAGAGUGCUGACGAACUAGUCAAUAAUGAGUGGGGUACAUUAGGAAUUUGUGAGUUCCCAUUUGUUCCAAUAAUCGAUGGAUCGUUUUUAGACGAAAUGCCUAUACGAUCUUUAGCUCAUCAGAACUUUAAGAAAACGAAUAUUUUGAUGGGCUCAAAUACAGAAGAAGGAUAUUACUUCAUUCUAUACUAUCUCACAGAACUAUUCCCCAAAGAGGAAAAUGUUGGUAUUACAAGAGAACAGUACCUGCAAGCAGUGAGGGAAUUAAAUCCAUAUGUAAGCGAUGUCGGCAGACAAGCAAUUGUGUUUGAGUAUACUGACUGGCUGAAUCCAGAAGAUCCCGUGAGAAACCGUAACGCUUUGGACAAAAUGGUUGGGGACUAUCACUUUACGUGUGGAGUAAACGAGUUCGCUCAUCGGUAUGCUGAGACUGGAAAUAACGUUUACACAUAUUAUUAUAAGCAUCGGAGUAAGAAUAAUCCCUGGCCAUCCUGGACAGGUGUGAUGCAUGCGGAUGAGAUCAACUACGUGUUUGGGGAGCCGCUAAAUCCCGGAAAGAAUUAUUCACCAGAGGAAGUAGAAUUCAGCAAGCGUAUAAUGAGAUACUGGGCCAACUUUGCAAGAUCAGGCAACCCGUCCCUAAACCCCAAUGGUGAUAUGACGAAAGUGCACUGGCCGGUCCACACUGCCUUCGGCAGAGAGUACUUGUCGUUGGCAGUCAACUCGAGCGCAGUGGGCCACGGCUUGAAAGUGAAGCAGUGCGCCUUCUGGCAGAAGUAUCUGCCACAACUUAUGGCAGCAACGACUAAGCCCGAGCCCAUUCAGAACUGCACAAGCAAUUCCGGCACUCGACACUAUUACGGUGUCACCAGCCUCAGCCUCGUCACUGUCUUCGGUUUCCUUCAACCCACUAUCUUAAAGUACAUCAUCAUAUGAGGGACUUUCAAAUUUAGUAGCGAGCCAUUCUAAUCACUCAGUUAUGAAUUUGCUUGUUCCAAAACGACUGCAAGUCUAAUGAGAUGCGCAAUAUAAACGGAACGAGUACAACUUAUCUUCGCUAUGACUCGAUUGCUUGUUCAUACGAAGUAUUCUUUCAAUACUCUUAUUUAAUACGAAAAAAAAACACUUAAGAAUACGAGCAAACUCUCAGUUACUUCUGAAGAUAAUUUAUUCUGGUUCUCAUUUAAUAUGCGCAAACUGUCUUGUAUUAUAAAUUAUAAAUAGUAUAUGUGUGUAUAUUUUGCCGUCUUAUGAAUCUCUGGGAUAUUUUUAUUACUGACUUAUUUUUAUAUGUAAAAU